CGACAGAAAGUUAAAAUAACGCUCGUGAAAACAGACAUUUCUAACCUUACUCAAGCCAGCGGGAGUUAAUUCAACCGCUACCCCCGCUUUGUGUUUGUAUAUCUGUUAGCUAAUGUCGAUAUUGAAGUCCCGGUAGUGGAUUUAUUUCGAGGUGUCGCUCUUAAAUGGCAGCAGGUUGCUAAUCACAGAACUGGGUUCAGUUAAAUUAAAUCUCCUUUAAUAAUAGUCAUCGUUACACAACUCAUGGAUCAGUUGCAGCCGUCAGGAUGCAGAGCACCACCAACUACCUGUGGCUCAUCUCAGACCUGCUGGGUCAGGGUGCAACAGCCAACGUUUACCGCGGGCGGCACAAGAAAACGGGUGACCUGUAUGCAGUCAAAGUCUUCAACAACCUGAGUUUCUUGAGGCCACUUGAUGUCCAGAUGAGAGAGUUUGAGGUUUUGAAGAAACUGAACCACAAGAACAUCGUCAAACUCUUUGCUGUGGAGGAGGAGUCCAACACCCGUCACAAGGUGCUGGUGAUGGAGUACUGCCCCUGUGGGAGUCUCUACACAGUGUUAGAGGAGUCAUCCAAUGCCUACGGACUCCCAGAGGACGAGUUCCUCAUUGUUCUUCAUGACGUGGUGGCAGGUAUGAACCACCUGAGAGAGUACGGUAUCGUCCAUCGGGACAUUAAACCAGGAAACAUCAUGAGGGUGAUCGGUGAGGACGGGCGCUCCGUCUACAAACUGACAGACUUCGGAGCAGCCAGAGAGCUGGAGGACGACGAGCAGUUUGUGUCUCUGUACGGCACCGAGGAAUACCUGCACCCCGACAUGUACGAGCGAGCUGUGCUGAGGAAAGACCACCAGAAGAAGUACGGAGCCACAGUGGACUUGUGGAGCAUCGGGGUCACGUUCUACCAUGCCGCCACCGGCAGCCUGCCCUUCAGGCCAUUCGAAGGGCCGCGCAGGAACAAAGAAGUCAUGUAUAAAAUCAUCACAGAGAAGCCAUCGGGGACGAUCUCCGGUCAUCAGAAGUGUGAGAACGGGAAGAUCGAGUGGAGCACAGAGAUGCCAGUGUCCUGCAGUCUGUCCAAGGGUCUUCAGAGCUUGCUGACCCCGGUACUCGCCAACAUCCUGGAGGCAGAUCAGGAGAAAUGUUGGGGCUUUGACCAGUUCUUUGCAGAAACCAACGACAUCCUGCACAGAACCGUGGUGUACGUCUUCAGUCUGCAGCAGGCAACGCUGCACCACAUCUACAUCCACGAGUACAACACGGCGGCGCUGUUCCAGGAGCUGCUGUCCCGCCGGACCAGCAUCCCUCUGCACAACCAGGAGCUGUUGUACGAGGGCCGCCGCCUUGUCCUCGACCCCAACCGCCAGGCCAAGACCUUCCCCAAGACCUCCAGAGAUAAUCUGAUCAUGCUCAUCAGCCGCGAGUCUGUUGCCACUGUUGGCCUCAUUUUUGAAGACCCCAGUCCUCCUAAAGUCCAGCCUCGCUAUGACCUCGACCUGGAUGCCAGCUACGCAAAGACUUUUGCAGGUGACGUUGGACAUUUAUGGAAAACCUCAGAGUCUCUGCUAGUUUAUCAGGAGCUGGUGCGAAAAGGAGUUCGAGGUUUAAUAGAGCUGAUGAAGGAGGACUACACCGAGAUCCAGCACAAGAAGUCGGAGGUUUUCCAUCUGUGUAAUUACUGCACACAGAUACUGGAGAAGACCGAGCAGCUGUUUGAGGUGCUGAUGCAGGCCAACGUGCUGUCGACGGAGUACGACGAGAUCUCCGACAUGCACAAGAAAGUUGUCAGAAUCUCCAGCUCUUUGGAGCCCAUAGAGCGAACCACACAGGACCUGAAGAGCAAAUAUCUCCCAGGAGGCCUGCUGACCGACAGCUGGACACAGCAAGUGGGGACGCACCCUGAGGACAGGAACGUGGAGAAAAUCAAAGUCCUACUGGACGCCAUCACGACCAUCUACCAACAGUUCAAGAAGGACAAAGCAGAGAGACGUCUGCCGUACAACGAGGAACAGAUCCACAAAUUUGACAAACAGAAGCUGGUGCUUCAUGCCAGUAAAGCCCGAUCUCUGUUCACAGAGGAGUGUGCCAUGAAAUAUCGUCUCUUCAUCUCCAAGAGUGAAGAGUGGAUGAGGAAGGUUCACCUCGUGAGGAAGCAGCUGCUCGGGCUGUCCGGUCAGCUGAUCAGCAUCGAGAAGGAGGUGACCAUGCUGAUGGAGAGAGCCAUUAAGCUGCAGGAACAGAUGCCCCAGAAGGUCCUUCCUCUGGUGUCCAGUGGGAUGAAGCCUCAGGCCUACCUGAGCCAGAACACGCUGGUGGAGAUGACCCUUGGGAUGAAGAAGCUGAAGGAGGAGAUGGAGGGCGUGGUCAAGGAGCUGGCCGAGAACAACCACUUCUUAGAGAGGUUCGGGACUUUGACUCUGGACGGAGGUCUGCGAGGCUGAAACCAGAACCUGAGACUCACGGCAUCUUUGUACAUAUUCUGUCUUUCUACUCUACUCUACUCUACUCUACUUUCGGCUGUUCCUGUUAGGGGUCGCCACAGCGAAUCCAUUUCUCAUGAGUAAUUUGGCAGGUUUUUACGCCGGAUGCCCUUCCUGACACAACCGUCUUUAUUUAUCUGGGCUUGGGACCAGCACAGAAGUCAGACGUGAAACCCCUGUGGCUAGAUGCACAACCAAUUGUACAUAUUCUGUCUUUACCUUGUAAAUAAAGUGCAACUGUGAGAUGUUGUAUGAACGGGCCUUUCCUCUGCCACGUUAACCAACAUGCUGUUACUCUCCUCGGCAUUAGAAACAGGUACAGGAUAUUGUCACUUGAUGAACAGUGAAAAUAUCUUUUAAUUAAUCCUUUGUUUACUCCUGAAAACAUCCAUCUAGAUAAAAGUCUUUGGUCGUUAAAUAUUUAUUUUAUACCUUUGUCCUGUACCCUUAUAAUCUACUUAAUUUGCUUCUUAAAGGAGUAUCGUUUUUCAAAUUAAGGGACCUGGACUGUUUUCCUGGCUAAAUUAAGGAUUAAAUAAAGGUUGUUUAAGGGGCAUUUUAUAAAGAUUUUAUUUUGAUAUAUUAUGCUGUGUUUAAUGGAAUAUCUACAUCACUGAAGGGAUUUUAAGGGUUAUAAACUUGCGUAUUUAAUUUGUACUUUAAUAUGGCCUUAAAUUUUCAAUUACACAAGAAAUCCCUUAAAAUUGGCAAAAUACCAUAAAAAAGCCAUCAAUGCAUCUUUCACCUCAAAUGAAAAAUUAAUACUUUGGAAGCCUGUGUGUUAUUUGGUUGAUUUUAAGGGAUUUUUUUUUUCCCCUUUAAAAGACUUUACAUGCAGAUAAACAAUAUUACAGCCCCCUCUGAUUAAAAUGGCCUAUUUCCAUGACUGUUAAUGGUUAAAUGAAUAGAACUUGAAUUAAAAAAAAAAAAGACGGAUUAAGCUGAAUAAUUCUGACUACAUCUGAUGUUUAUUUAUUGACCUUUGGAGCAGAUCAAUAAUUAUUAGUUUUGUUUUUAUUAUCUGGUCAUAUUUUUGCAGUGUGUUGGUGACAAAAUACCUCUUUGUUUACAAUUGAAAUUAAAAUGAGGAUCUGUUUUACCAGUAAUCAGCAUUAGCAUCCAGAAUGUUCAGCGUCUGCUUGAAAACCUGUAAAUAAAUAUCAGAGCUGGACCAUGUGUCUUUCUGCUUCUGGUGAGCGCUCUGAAACCCAUCCCUGAGGUUCACCGUGAGGCUUUAUAUGUGUGGGGGUGAAGAUUUAGGAGAUACCAAAUCAACAGUUUUACAAACGUUCUCACAUACAAAGCAAAUAAUGUCAAAUUAGUGAAAUACAUGUCACAUUUUCUGAGUUUUAUGUCAAAAUUGCGACACAAUAAUGGAGACUUAUUGCAACUUACUAUCCUAUAGUUUUGGCUUACAAUGUCACACUGUUGUACAUUUGACAUCAGAAGUAUGAGAUAUUCAGUAAAAGACUGUUGUCAUUUUUUGUUUGA
Monopterus albus (swamp eel) is the source of this 3968-nucleotide messenger RNA. RefSeq names its product TANK-binding kinase 1 (gene tbk1). Gene Ontology annotation, cellular component: cytoplasm. Gene Ontology annotation, biological process: peptidyl-serine phosphorylation. Gene Ontology annotation, molecular function: protein serine/threonine kinase activity; ATP binding; protein binding. The record is from RefSeq and is a predicted model, not a curated record. Bases 267 to 2438 code for a protein of 723 amino acids. Lineage: Eukaryota; Metazoa; Chordata; Actinopteri; Synbranchiformes; Synbranchidae. The transcript is spliced from 21 exons.